Molecule: messenger RNA, 2376 nt
Organism: Delphinapterus leucas (beluga whale)
Lineage: Eukaryota; Metazoa; Chordata; Mammalia; Artiodactyla; Monodontidae
Gene: ARL13B
Product: ARF like GTPase 13B
Biological process (GO): receptor localization to non-motile cilium; non-motile cilium assembly
Cellular component (GO): non-motile cilium; motile cilium; ciliary membrane
Molecular function (GO): GTP binding; GTPase activity
Source: RefSeq, a predicted model, not a curated record
CAGCACGUUGACGCGGGGGUUUUCUCUGGUCGGCCCCGCAAACCCUUCCCGGGUCUGUGAAACUGCGCCUUCGGCCUCGCUGUACCUGGGCGAGGAGCGCAGUAUUCCGCUCGCUGGUCGGCGCGGUUAUUGGCCUAGGUUCUCGGACUGACCGCCCUCACCUCCCUCCCGGCCUCUCCUCCGGGCUCAUCCUCGUCAGGGGCGCCUCGCAGCGACGGCGGCCCCCCAGACUCGGCCCAGGACAACUAGCGGCCCAUCUCCGCUCCGGGCUCGGAUGGGAGGUGGCGGGAGGAGCGGCCUGGGAUGUUCAGUCUGAUGGCCAACUGCUGCAGCUGGUUCAAGCGGUGGCGGGAGCCCGUCAGAAAGGUGACUCUUGUGAUGGUGGGACUUGAUAAUGCUGGUAAAACGGCAACAGCAAAGGGAAUCCAAGGAGAGUAUCCUGAAGAUGUAGCACCUACCGUUGGAUUUUCCAAAAUUGACCUUAGACAAGGAAAGUUUGAAGUCACCAUCUUUGACUUGGGAGGUGGAAAAAGAAUUCGGGGAAUCUGGAAGAAUUACUAUGCUGAAUCUUACGGAGUAAUAUUUGUUGUGGAUUCGAGUGAUGAAGAGAGAAUGGAAGAGACAAAAGAGACAAUGUCAGAAGUGAUAAGACAUCCUAGGAUAUCGGGAAAGCCUAUAUUGGUGUUGGCAAAUAAACAAGAUAAGGAAGGGGCUUUAGGAGAAGCUGAUGUGAUUGAAUGCCUGUCUCUGGAAAAACUGGUCAAUGAGCACAAGUGCUUAUGUCAAAUAGAACCUUGUUCAGCAGUCUUGGGAUAUGGAAAGAAAAUUGACAAGUCCAUUAAAAAAGGCCUUUAUUGGCUGCUACAUAUCAUUGCAAGAGACUUUGAUGCCUUAAAUGAGCGCAUCCAAAAAGACACAGCAGAACAACGUGCUCUUGAGGAACAAGAGAACCGAGAGCGGGCUGAGAGAGUACGAAAAUUACGAGAAGAAAGAGAACAAAGAGAGCGAGAGCAGGCUGAACUCGAUGGAACCAGUGGUCUGGCUGAGUUGGACCCAGAACCAAUUAUUGUUAAUCCUUUCCAGCCGAUAGCAUCUGUAAUCAUUGAGAAUGAAAAAAAACUUGAAAGAGAGAAAAAGAGGCAAAAUGUGGAGGAAGACAGUGAUGGCUGUCCCCUGAAACAUAAAAUGGAGCAUGAGCAAAUAGAGACACAGAGCCAGAUCAGUGACAGUAGCCAAAAAAACAAUGGGUUCGGAAUAGUAGAAAAUUAUAAGGAGGCAUUAACACAGCAGUUGGAAAAUGAAGAUGAGACAGACCAGCAGUCAUCAGAAUCAGAUAACAGUAAAAAGAAAACUAAGAAGCUAAGAAUGAAAAGGAGCCACCGUGUAGAACCUGUUAAUACAGAUGACUCUGUUCCUAAGAGUCCAACACCACCCCCACCUCCUCCUCCUGUUGGCUGGGGAACCCCCAAAGUCACUAGACUUCCAAAACUUGAGCCUCUUGGUGAAACACGUCAUAAUGACUUCUACGGGAAGCCACUGCCUCCCCUGGCUGUGCGACAGAGACCUAACAGUGAUUCUCACGACGUCAUAUCAUAACAGCUCAUGGGGACGCACUCUGUUAAGGUCGGCAAGAUGAGCUGGAGGACCUUCUUUGUCAAAGGAGAAAAACCCUGAACAUCGAUGACUGGGGCAAGACAACCAUAGCAGUAUCAGUGAGCCAAAGACCUGACUGUUUUGAUAAUUACUUACCCAUGGUCUUCAUGGUUCAAAGAAAAAAAAGAAGCAAAAUGACCAGCAAAUGGGACAAGCAUUUGGACCAAGUUAGCAAAAACUAGUGUUGACUCUGAUUUAUACAUCCCAACUCAUGGGCAUAUUCCUGAAGGAAAAGCUGUUCAGAAAAAGAACCAAUGGACUCUAUAUACUUUCUUUACUAUUUGUUUAAUAGUCUCUAUUUCUAUAUCUUAAACAUUUGUAAGAUAUAUGUGCAUGGAAAGGGAAUUCUUAGGAAUUUAUAACCUAAAUUUUUAACUUUUUAUAUUUUUCUAAAACUUUGGUUUAAGAAUUUUAAUUACUAAGAUAUUGACUGUGCACUUUUCUAUAGAUGCUUUGUUUAAAUUGUGUCUGGAAAAUGGAGUUGAUUUACAUGACAGACAACUAUACAAACAGGAUAUAUUUAUAUGGUUUGAGGUAUGUUUUAUAAUAGUACUGUUCUUGAAAUAUACAUCCUAAUUUUACCUUAAGAUAUCUUUUUAAAAUCGAUUCUCAGAUUUUUAUUUUACCAAAUUAUGUUAUUUGAAAGCACUAAUUAAUUAGUUGAAUUUUUGUUGUUUGUUUUCUUUGGUGAUGUUCCCAAUAAAUGAGAGACACUUGCAAUAC